GUAGCGGCGGCGGGAGGCAGGAUGAGCGCACGCGGUGAGGGCGCGGGGCAGCCGUCCACUUCAGCCCAGGGACAACCUGCCGCCCCAGCGCCUCAGAAGAGAGGACGCGGCCGCCCCAGGAAGCAGCAGCAAGAACCAACCGGUGAGCCCUCUCCUAAGAGACCCAGGGGAAGACCUAAAGGCAGCAAAAACAAGAGUCCCUCUAAAGCAGCUCAAAAGAAAGCAGAAGCCACUGGAGAAAAACGGCCAAGAGGCAGACCCAGGAAAUGGAACAUCAUGGACAAAACAUAUCUAAAUGAGAAGGAAACUUUGAGACAUUGAGGAUUGAUUGGAGUGGAAGUGACCUGGAAGCCUGCAGUGAUCCCAGGCAGGAGAGGACAAUGGCCAUGUCUGCAGUGGUACAGUCUGAGGGGGAAGGUUGUGGACUCAUAUGUGGAGAACUGGGAGUGUGGCACUGGAGAAGACCAGUUGGAAAAUUGAUUGUCCUAGCUGUGAGAGCUGAACCAUGAGGAAUGUCUAAGAGCACUGAAACUGGGGAGAAAAGAAAAUAGCGUGGACAUGGUAAUGCUUAAAUGAAUACUUACAUAUGAUACUGGCUUAAUAUUUUAAAUCUAUUGAAUAUACUGUUCAAGUUCAUAGAAGCAAGAAACUUCCCCCCAUAUUUGUACUGUAUUAAUCUUUUGGUUUCCUUGCCUCAAUUCAGUUUUGUUUCAUGUUUAAUUAUGGGGCUGAAAGUACAUAAGUUUGAGUAGUCUAGAGUGGAAUGUGGUUAAAUAUCCCUGCAGAUUACUUUAUGUGUUUCAGUAUUCUAAUAAAAUCAGCCGCAGUGAUCCAUAUGGGAUUUGUAGAUGCUGUUUUCCCGAGGCCCUUUUCUCUAUGGCUGUCUGUGACCUUAGCCAUUGAAUCGCUUAAUCGUUUUUGGCCUCCUAAGUCAGUGAUUCUGAGCGGGCAGAGUGGUAAUGUGAUGUCAUGUCUGGGGCAUGAGCCUGCAUCCUCGCCGCACAGGGGUCCCACCCUUCCUGGUCUAGGCAGCUCAAUGCACAGUGCUUGGCGCAUCGUGAGUGCUCAAUAAAUUCAGUCGCUUUUCCCGUCUCUCUUUGGAUCUCAAAUAGAAAUAUCCAAAUUUGGGAAUGCCACCAAAGCAUUAGGUUCCCUAAUUAAAGUCCAUAGUAAAAGCUGAGGCAGAUGUGUAGGAAUGCAGUUCCAGACACUGUAGUUAAUCUAGGAGAGAUGAUUGCACUGUAUUUACGACAAGGCUUCCCAUGCUCAUGAAUCAUAAUAAGAACUCUUACAGGAUUAAUGAGUUUUAACUUAAUGAGUUUUAACUUAAUGCAGAAUUUUUAAACUAUGUGUAAUACUGGGACAUUUCAAAGUGUUUGUCAUGAAAAAUGCCUGAUGGAGGUACACAUUUCGAGAUAUUCUGUGUUACACCUACAUUGUUUGUUAUCUUGUUGACAUUUUCUGUUCCUUUUACAAAAAGGUCAGAAGGAAGGCCCUCCACAUUUUCUGUAGAUUGCUAGAUAAGCAAUCCAUCAAGAUAGAAAGGAACAUUUUGAUAGCCUUACACAUUUAUGUUUUUCAAAAUAAAAAAAUUCUUUAAAUAAAACUUUCUUUCGUGCCCUUUCUCUGGUAGAGAGAAAAAUUAGCCCCCUUUUCUUUCAGAGACAUGCCUUGUGCGCUUUGCCCAGUUUUCCCCUAAUGCUGGCAUUUUGUAAAACUGUAGAACGAGAUCUCAAUUAGGAUGUUGACAUUCAUACAAUCCAUUCAUCGCAAUUAGAUUUCCCCAGUUUCGCAUGUACUUAUUUGUGUGUGUGUAUGUGUGAGCAUCAAGUUAUAUGCAACUUUAUCACAUGUAGGUUCAUGUAUUCACUACCAGAGGUAUUAUUAUUUUUUAAGUUCCAGGGUGCAUGUGCAGGAUGUGCAGGUUUGUUACACAGGUAAAUGUGUGCCAUGGUGGUUUGCUGCAUCUAUCAACCCAUCAGCUAGGUAUUAAUCCCAACAUGCAUUAGCUAUUCUUCCUGAUGCUCUCCCUCCCAACUCCAGUAUUCUUUUAAGACUGUCAGUUGCUCAGGAGUUUGUGGCACAUCCCAUGAUGACAUACACUAAAUGUGUCUUCUCUAAGUACACAAGAACUUUGCAUGACUGUAGGAAUGUGGGGAGAGGAAUUCUGGCCCAUGGUUCCUGUCUUUGGCUGUGCAGUUACUCUUUCACAUUCCCUCAUUAUAAAGGUCUGGCUGGCCCUGGCAAAAUCAUAGGUGGGCUUGGCACACAGCAAACUGCUUGCCUGAAGUAACUUACACUUUUGUACUGCACUCAGAGUUCUGCCAACUUCAGAGGCCAGGAAAGAAAGAAAGGAUUGGCCUGGGAGUGUUACACACCUGCUUUUCCUGAGGGCACAUACAACAGGCAUAUUUGAGUACCUGCUUGCCCUUUGGGAUAUAUUGAAACACAUGCCUGUAUCGUCCUGAAGUUGUGGAUGAAUACCUUCAUCCCCUGGAAAUUGCUUGUUUCACAUAGAUUUUAAAUGUCCAUGCGGGCAGAUAUUCAUUAAGGAAACUGUCCUGUUAAUUGUACUUUGGCUAUCUGGCCCAGUCUCUAGAACAAUUAUAGUAGAACCAUGUCAUCUUGACACAUUUAGGAAGAUCCACAUUUGAGAAUGCCACUGUAAUGUUUAGGUUCCCCAAAUAAAAAUUUCAUAUUACAACCAUGUCUCUCUCUUUCCUUUCUCUCUCUCUCUCUUUCUCAUUCUCUCUGUCUCUCUCUCUCUCUCUCACACACACACACACACACACACAGCAAAGCUGUGCUAAGAUGCAAACACUAGGCAGAUGGCCAAGUUGCCCCUCCAGGUUAAAUGUCUCAGGCCUGCACUGUAGUCUGAGAAAAAAUGGAUUUGCAAACAGCUCAAACUGUGAAUAUUAACAUUUAAGAAUGGCCAAGGUCUAUUGCAUUUCACUAGUCACUCCUAGAAUCUGAGUGUUUGUUUAGGUAACCAGAACACAGAUGAUGAUAAUAAUGAUUGAUCAUAGUAACUGAAGAGUAAAACACUAUCAAUGUGAUCAUUAUGGGGUUCUUUUAGAGAAUACAUUUAGUAUAUUUGGACCCAAAGCCCUAUUGGAUCCUAAAUCCCAGCUAUGCUGUAGCAUACAAAGAGCUGUUUUUCUUUUUCUUUUUUUUUUUUUGGACUAAUGCUUUUUGACUAUUGGCACUUCAAAUAUCUACUAAUUACAAGUGAUAUUCUUUAUUUUUGGUGGCAACUAUUAUCUUAUUUAAACAAAAUCAUGCUUUUGAAUCAGCUGUAGACAUUUUUGACAAUCUUGGAAGUACAGAAAAAGUUAUAUUUGAAAGAAAAUAAUUAUAGAAUAUCAGCAUAUGCUGCUGUUGCUUCCAUAGCAAACUCCUUUGGGCCUUACUCAACCAAAAUAAAUGUGGCCACAUUGCUGCGGUAGGCAUGGCUCUAGGCAAACGGAAGACUGCAAUUCUGUUUCCUGUGUCCUGCUUUCUGUCCCUGAGGUCCAAGCAAUGCCAGAACAGUGAAUUUGAAAGUAUUAAAAUGUUGGUCUGUGUGGUCCUUGGUCUUCCCAUCUAUAAAGCUAGACUUGGUGUAGAGGUUAUAUAGUUAAAUCCUCUUAUAUUCUACAGGUGACAAAAUGAAAACCCAGAGCAAUUGUGUCCAGUUCAAGACCAUGCAACCUUGUUAGCUCUGACAAGAGCCAGGUUUCCUGACUUCUAGUCCAUUGCUUAUCCCUGUAGCAAGCCGCUUCCUCUUGCCUCACCCGAUCUUCCUUGGAUUUCCAUUGGGAAUGUUGACCACAGUUCUGAUAAAUCUCUUCCUUCAGGUCCUGUGUUAGUUUCUUCAGGGCUGUCGUAACAAAGUGCCACAAACUUGGGUGCCUUACCACAACAGAAAUUUGCUCUUUCACAGACUGGAAACUGGGAGUCUGACAUCAUGGUGUUGGCAGGGCCGUGCACUCCCUGAAGGCUCUAGGGAAGAAUCUGUUCCAUCACUUUUCCUUCACUUCUGGUGCUGUUGGUAAUCCUUGAUGCUCCUUGGCUUUUAUAUGCAUUGCUCCAUUCUCUGUCUCGGUUGCCACAUGGUGAUAAUAGCAGUUCCUGUGUGUCUGUGUCUCUUUUCCUCUUAUAAGGACACCAGCCAUAUUUGAUCAGGGCCCACCCCACUGACUUCAUCUUACCUUGAUUAUAUCUGCCAAUACCUUAUUUCCAAAUAAGGUCACAUUCAUAGGGACAAGGUGGGUUAGGGCUUCACUAUAUCUUUUUAGGGGACACAAUUCAACCCAUAACAGUUCUUUAUAACUUUAAACCUGUUAGAACCAGGCUGGUAUUUGUAAUGCAUAAUGAGAAACUGCAGUGAAUUUCAUUAAGUGUAAAGCAUCAUAUCCAACAUUUGUAGUUUGUUACAAUAACACAUUCAAAAGAUUUAUAGACUGUUUUUGGUGUGAUUUUUGGAUUAAUUCCCUCUUUUGAAGACAUUUGUUGGGUUUAGUUUAUUUUAAGGAAGGAAUGAAUAGACCUGAAAACACCUAAUUUUUAUUUUCAAUUUAGCCUGGAAGCUAGCAAAAGCUUUUGCAGAGAACUGAAACUGUGUCACAGAGCACCAGCACUGUAUUUGUUAUCAUUUUGGCCUUCAGUUUUAUUAAUGCUUGUUUGAUGUGUUAAGCCUCUAGCUAAGACAAAAAGACAGAACUUUAGGGUUUUUUUUUUUGUUUUAGCAGUAAUAAAGUCUAGAAUAAAAUGUUUGCUCUAUAAUAUUUAAUGGUGUGUAUUCGAUUUUUAAACCAAAAUUUAAAAGAAAGAAAUCUCAUUCUCAUUCAGCACUGUCAAAUGUAUUCAUUCCCCCAGACUUCACUGGUUGAAUAUAAUAAUUUGUGUGUAUAAACAGUCUUCCUGACUGCAUUCUCUUUAAUAUUCGUUUAUCAAUUUGGGAGGAAAUUUCCAAAUAACCUUUAUUUGUACCUUAAAAAAAUAGUUUUAAACGAAGUCAUGGGAAUGGAUUGCUGUGUCUUUUACUGACUUUUAUAUAUGUGAUUCCAAACCUUCCUUUAAAUUAAUGUCUUUUAACUUCAAAUACACCUCUUCCCAUAAGGCUAGUCCCCAUUUCCUAUAAUCUUACAGACCUAGGAGAACAAUAUUUUCCCUUCUGUCGUUUUGAUAAUUACGUCCUCUGUGCUCAGUGGUGGCCUAUUAACUCCCAUGAAUACCAUGGGCUUGCAAAAUAGCCUCAAAUUUCCAUAUAUUGGAACUGUGAGAAUUUUCUAUAAUGGUGCUUUAGCAAUAAUGAUGGAGGUGCAGGCAUUUCCUGAGGAUUAAUGACCAGCUGGGAGGAACCAGUGGCCCUUGGCUCUGCCUCCCAGCCAGCCAUUAAUUCUAAGGAAAUGUCUUUUGCUGAGGUCGUUAUUGCUAUUAUAAGCUUAAAAUGGAAAAACAUAAUAGGCGUAUGAGUUAUUUUUAUGGGUUGAUGCAGUUUCCAAUGGUAUGUACUAAUUUGAGAAAAUGAAUGUCUAUACAUACAAGAGUAAGUCAGAUUGUUAGACUCAUCCCUCAGUAUUCCAUAUGUUUUGUGACUGAUUUUACAGUUCUCUCUACCUUUCUCAUUUAUAAAAAAAAAAAAAGAAAGAAAGAAAGAAAAUUUGAUUCAGCAAUUCCUAAAAGUGUUGUAUUCAGUGACACCUUUGGAAACACCAGUUUCUGUUAUCAACUUCAAAUAAUAGGUUUUAUGUAUGAUCUAAAGGGAAAACAGGUUUUAUGUAUGUUUUUCAAUCCUGUGACAAUUUUUCUUUUAGAAUGAAACGUUGCAAGAAAUGAAAAAUAAAAAAAACCACUCUGUAACGAUUUUGCUGUGCUCCUUUGAUUUUUCUCUGUUUUUGUUUAACAGGUUCCUUAUAUUUGUACCUUUACAUAUUGAAUUCAUGAGAGUUAUGCACAGCCUAGUUAUUCGACAUUCCAGGGGUUUUAAAAAAAUGUAUAUUAAAUAUUGCAGUAAUGGUGAAUGCUUUAACAUAAAACCACAAAAAACCUCCUAAAAAUAAAGCCAAAGAGUCAAAAUCUCACUCCCUGUGCUUCUUUCUGAUUCUUUUUAAAAGGCAGCCCUUCUUGUACAGUAUUUCUACUUUUUAUUCUAAUCAACUGGCCUGUUGCAUUAUUUUUACGUAGAUUGCUAACAAGGUUUUUGGAGAAACAUUCUUAAAAGUCAUAAAAGGGAAAAUCUUGACAGUUCUGGAAUAUUGCCACCCUUGACCUUUUGGAGAAAUGUAGACAGCAUCUCCCAGGCAUGACGCCUAGGGAUCGUGUUUAUCUGUCAUCAGUUGGUGACUCCAUGUUUAUUGAGCACUGGCUAUAAGCCAGACUUGGUGAGGGACUGAAACAAUUACAAGACACAGUUCUGCACUGGAAGAAAUAGGAAUCAACCUAAGAUUUCCUGUCCUGCUAGGUCAUCAGGUUCCUGUCCCACUACUUUCCUUCCUCUACCAAAUUCACUUAUAGCCUCUAAGUAGUGUAACUAUCAAUAGCACCGCUUUCACUCCCCAAAGUGUCCUAAUUUGGAGAGUAAGUUGUAUGAUCACCCUACCUACAGUCUGCCUGUUUUCCAGUGCACACUUUGUCUCUCCCCCGCUCUUGUUACAUGUGUGUUCUGAGGCCACUUCCAGAUUGUUCUUCCUCUGUCAUUACUCCAGCAUGUCAUUGCUCUGCUCAGAAACUGCUAACUGGGUCUUCAUUUGUGAUUAAAUAAUACCAUUUUUCUUAUAUACAUGUAGCCGAAAGCUCUAUUUCCAAUAUGGAAAUAACCAAGAGUAAACAUCCUAUUCCAUGAACAGGACAAACACUUACUUUCUCACCUUCACUUUUACCUGCAAUUUCCUUCUCCCAUUUUCAGCUGCUUAAAAUCUUCUUUAAUCUUCAAAGUCCAGUUUAGACAGCACCUUUUAUGAAUUAGCUCCUUACUGCCCUAGUCAGAAGUGGGCUGUCUCAUCCCUGGAGGAGGGUAAACACGCAUUGCAGAUGCUUCUCAACUUGCCAUGGGGUUAUGUCCUGAUACACUCAUUGGAAAUCGAAAAUAUCAUCAGUCAAAAAUGCAUUUAGGCCGUGUACGGUGGCUUACUUUUGUAGUCCCAGUAUUUUGGGAACCUGAGGUGGGAGGAUUGCUUGAGCCCAGGAGUUUGAGACCAGCCUGGGCAAUAUAGUAACGCCCCAUCUCUAAAUAUAUAUAUAUAUAUAUAUAUAUAUAUUAAAAAUUAACCAGGUGUGUGGUGGCACACACCUAUAGUCCCAGCUACUCGGGAGGCUGAGGUGGGAAAAUGCUUGAGCCUGGCAUCUCUAGGCUUCAGUGAGCCAUGACUGUGCUACUGCACUCCAGCCUGGGCAACAGAGCAAGACUCUGUCUGAAAAGAAAAGAAAAGAAAAGAGAAAAGGAAAAAGGGUAUUUAAGACAUCUCACCUACUGAACAUCCUAGCUUUGCCUAGCCUACCUUAAAUAUGCUCAGAACACUUACACUGCCUACAGUCUAAGCAUAUUUACAUUAAAUAUGCUCGGAACACUUACACUGGCCUACAGUCAUCUUACACAAAGCCUGUUUUAUAAGAAAGUGUUGAAUAUCUCAUGUAACUUACUGAAUACUGUACUGAAAGUGAAAAACAGAAUGGUUGUAUGGGUAUUUGAAGUACAAUUUCUACUGAACGUGUAUCACUUUCACACCAUCGUAAAGCCAAAAAAUUCCAGUCAGGUCAUCAUAGGUCGGGGACUGUCUGUAUGA
This is a messenger RNA of Pongo pygmaeus (Bornean orangutan), 7769 nucleotides long. RefSeq names its product high mobility group AT-hook 2 (gene HMGA2). Gene Ontology annotation, biological process: regulation of DNA-templated transcription. Gene Ontology annotation, molecular function: DNA binding; transcription coregulator activity. Gene Ontology annotation, cellular component: chromatin; nucleus. NCBI's taxonomy places the organism in Eukaryota, Metazoa, Chordata, Mammalia, Primates, Hominidae. The coding region runs from base 22 to 321 and encodes 99 amino acids. The record is from RefSeq and is a predicted model, not a curated record. The transcript is spliced from 4 exons.